AUGAACAGCCACCGCCACCGCCCCUGGACAGCAAUGGCAAAUCCACCUCCACCUCCUCGUCCUCUGACAGCGAUGAAAAACAGCAGAAGAAACACCACCAUCAUCAAAAAGCACAAGCGCAAGAAGAUGAACCCCGGGAAGAUGAUCGGAUUGGUUUUCGCGGGAGUUGCAGCUAUCUUGCAAGUAGGUGUUAUUGGGUUCUUGGUUUUCAAGAGAAAGCAGCUAAUCAAAGAUAGAUAUGAACCUUACUCUGUCUCAUAA
Messenger RNA from Linum tenue, 261 nucleotides. The record is from the annotation of a GenBank genome assembly. NCBI's taxonomy places the organism in Eukaryota, Viridiplantae, Streptophyta, Magnoliopsida, Malpighiales, Linaceae.